AUGCCUGCCGGAUCAUGGAUCAGGACCAGGCCGGGUCGCCGAUUCCGACUAGACUCGACAUUGGCAAUGGAUGAGCGCCCAACCCUUGUCUGGUUUUGGAAUGAUCUCCGCCUGAGGGAUCAUGCUGCGCUACGCUGCGCCGCCGAGCGAGGGCCGGUUCUACCGGUGUUCGUGCUUGAUGAUCGAGCCGCCGCAGGGCGUGCGCUCGGGGCCGCUAGUCGUGGGUGGUUGCACCAUAGCCUUUGUUCUCUGAGUUCAGAUAUCUCCAGCCGGGGUGGGCAGCUGAUCCUGCGUUAUGGCGAUACGCUUAAGCUGCUGGCCAGCGUUGCCGCUGAGGUCGAUGCCCAAGCACUGGUCUUUCACAAGCCAAUGAGCCUUGGAUGGCUGCGCUACAACAACGCGUAUAUGACGGACUGCGGUCUCGCCUCGAGACACCGUGUCGGAGACGCCACGCCAAAAGCCGCCCCGGCCAAUGCGCAAUGGUGGGCCGGCCGUGUUGAGUCCGACGUGCUCACUGACUGGGGCCUGCUGCCUGCGGAGCCCGACUGGUCGAGCGGAUUAAAGCAAGCCUGGUACCCUGGCGAAAAGGGGGCUAGAAAGCGGCUCCGUAUCUUCGUCAACCAGGUGGCUGACGACUACCCCCACGGCGGGGACCGACCUGAUCUUGCUGGCACUUCACUAAGCACCGGCGACUUGCGCGAAGAUGCCGGUUGGUCUUUCCUGCGUGAGUUGGGCUGGCGGGAGUUCUCGUACCACUUGUUGGCACAUUUUCCGACUCUCGAUCGAGCGAAUUUUAAGUCCUCGUUUGAUCACUUUCCCUGGCGCCAGCACUCGCAAGAGCUGGCGCUGUGGCAGCGAGCUGGCAAUGGAUCGCCGGCAGCGGAGCUGACGCCGCACGCCUACUUCCGUAUCUUCAACCCGAUAAAGCAAGGGGAAAGGUUCGACCCCAAUGGUGACUACGUUAGACAAUGGGUGCCGGAGCUUGCUGCGCUGCCGAAUCGGUACCUCAACAAGCCCUGGGAAUCGCCAGCCGAGGUCUUGCAGGCCGCCGGUGUCGUUCUGGGCAAGACCUACCCUAGCCCCAUCGUUGAUCACCGCGCGGCCCGUGAAAGGGCUCUGGCGGCCUAUCAGCAAAUCAGAUCGAAUCGCUAA
Molecule: messenger RNA, 1152 nt
Organism: Nerophis lumbriciformis (worm pipefish)
Lineage: Eukaryota; Metazoa; Chordata; Actinopteri; Syngnathiformes; Syngnathidae
Source: RefSeq, a predicted model, not a curated record